UUAUGAUCACUGAUCCAUUGUUCCUUCCUUGCCCUCCCAUUUUUCUCCUUCCCCAUAGCUGCCAGGCCUGCUGGAACUCCUGGUGGAGUAUUUCCGCCGCUCCUUGAUCGAGAUCUUUGGAAUCCUGAAGGAAUAUGAGGUGGGAGAGUCAGGGCAAAGAACACCCUGUGAGUUGGAGAGUGGCCUCUUGCACUGGCAGAUCGGUGGCGGAGAUACCACAGAGCACAUGCAGACCCACUUUGAGAGCAAGGGGGUGCGCUCCGUGGCUGAGAGCAAUCAAAAUGCUAGGGAAGGGAAAGCUCCUCCAUCUGACAGCUCCUCAACAAUUCUGGAGGACGAACUUUCUCAUAAAGAUGAGACACCCCUCUGCCCCGUCUAUGACUGGCAGGACUGUCUGGCAAAGCACUGCCUGUGUGUCUCCAGCAUCAUCAGGAGUUUGUUGUUUGUGCCGGGCAAUGACGCUGAGCUGUCCAAACACACCGGGCUGCUGCUGAUUCUGGGGAAACUGCUGCUCUUACACCAUAAGCACCCGGAGUGCAAGCAGGCACCUCUGAGCUCUGUGAGAGUGGGGGAGUGGGACCAGGGUGUGAGCUGCAACAAGGAGGAGUGGUGGUGGGACUGCCUGCAGGUGUUGCGUGAAAAUACACUGGUGACAUUGGCCAACAUUUCUGGACAGCUGGACCUGUCCCCUUUCCCAGAAAGCCUCUGUCUGCCGAUCCUGGAUGGACUCCUCCACUGGGCAGUAUGUCCAUCAGCAGAGGCCCAAGACCCCUUUCCAGUGCUAGAGCCGAAUGCAGUCCUCUCCCCUCAGAGGCUAGUUUUGGAAACGCUCAGCAAACUCAGCACCCAGGACAGCAACAUGGAUUUGAUUCUUGCAGCUCCCCCUGUCAGCCACCUGGAGAGGCUGUACAGCGCCCUGCUGCGUUUCCUUUGUGACAGAAAGAACCCGGUGUGCCGAGAGAUGGCUGUGGUCCUACUGGCCAGUUUGGCACUGGGGGCCAGCUUGGCACUGGAGGCCAGCCUGGCAGUGAGCAUGAUUGCUGCGCAGAAGGGGAGCGUUGGCAACUUGCUGGGCUUCUUGGAGGACUACCUGGCCUCCAUGCAGUGCCAGCAGAGCCAGGCCAGCCUGAUGCACAUGCAGAAUGCACCCUGUGAGCCAAUGAGUGUGGACGUGAUGCACCGAGCUGCUCGGGUGCUGCUCGCCCUGGCCAAGGUGGACGAGAACCGCUCGGAGUUCAUGCUGUACGAGUCGCGGCUGUUGGACAUCUCCGUGUUGCCUGUGGUGGACUCUUUGGUUUCACAAGUUAUUUGUGAUGCACUAUUUUUAAUUGUCCAGCCCUGACAGCUGUGGGAUGCAAGACCCUGUGUACAUGAGCAGUCAACUUAGAAACUGACUGUUGCCCUUGGUUUGUGUACAACCACCUCAGAACCUGCUGCCUGCCCUGCGCUGUCCUGCUUCCCCCUUGGCGAAUGAAGUCCUCAUUCUCUUUCCCCUUCUCCUGCUCUUCAAAUUUGUCCUGAAUCUAUUGUUAAAGGAGAGAAAGUUCUGUCUACACAGAGGACUUUUUAAUUUUAUGUUAUGGUUUUGUGAUUUUUGUUGUCGGUAUUCCACAUCAUUACA
This is a messenger RNA of Numida meleagris (helmeted guineafowl), 1621 nucleotides long. Its product is annotated as AT-rich interactive domain-containing protein 1A-like. The record is from RefSeq and is a predicted model, not a curated record. Lineage: Eukaryota; Metazoa; Chordata; Aves; Galliformes; Numididae. Bases 227 to 1342 code for a protein of 371 amino acids. The transcript has a single exon. Gene Ontology annotation, molecular function: nucleosome binding. Gene Ontology annotation, biological process: positive regulation of DNA-templated transcription; regulation of transcription by RNA polymerase II; chromatin remodeling. Gene Ontology annotation, cellular component: SWI/SNF complex; nBAF complex; nucleoplasm.